AGCUGAUGUCGUACAUUCAGAAGAAGACACAGCGCCGGCAGUCAAUGGUGGUGACAUUGAAUGACAAGAACAUGAAAGAGCUAGCAGACAUUGCUGAGUCCAAGACACAGAUGAUAGAGGAAUUCUAUAUGAAAGAAGCCGCGAUACGAGCUUCAAUCAUGGCCAAGAGUCAACACUGUCCGACGUCCGAAAAGAGAUGGAUGAACUCAACUACUUGAGGGUGUUAAGAGACCACCAAGCUAAGGAGAUCAAGGAUUUGGAGGCUGAAGUGGAAGCUGUCAAGCUGGGAAACAAGGAGCAGCAGCAUGACAUGAAGCAUGCGUACUUGCAGAAGAGGAAAGUCUUCGAGGACGAGGCCGAAGAGAAAAUCACGAAAAUGAAGCAGGAGGCGAAGCAGGAUGCUCAGAGACGAGUGCAGGAGCACAUAGUGCGGGUGAAACGUGAGAACGAGGCCCUACGUGCCAAGAUCAACGACCUCUCCGACGACUGCAAGGGCUUUGAGAAGUCGCGCGUCAAGUUUCUCCAGGAUAUUGGCGAGCUGGAAGCGGAGAAGCGCUCUCAAGAACGAAUCAAUCAGUUUCGCUACGGAACACCCAAGAGUUCAGCCAAGCCGCAGAACGCAGCAUCGAGCGUUCAGGAGCGGUUAUCGUUCACACAGUUUGUUCCCGACCGUCGCACGUUCCCGUCGGAUGGCAUUCCCCGUGCGCCUAUUCUCUCAGCCUUGCCCAGCAGUACCCGCCACAGCCGGCGCUCAUCGGGAGCUGCUCGCAAGAGGAACUAAUGAUGAUGGUAUGGUCAUACAGUCACGUGUUAUUGCUGGUAUUGCGUGAUCGUUGAUCACGUGAUGUGCAUGAUGUCGUCGCUACAUGCUCACUGAGUGGUCACAUGACAUGAUGUCAUCAGUCUGUAGUCACGUGAUCACAUGACAUGAUGUAAUCAUCAGUGUAUGGUUUCUGUGAUCAGACGAAAUGAUGUCAUUGGUAUUAUUAUACUCACCGUGGUCACGUGAAAUGUCAACAGUUGUAGUCAGGUGAUAACUUGAGGAACUGUCACAUCCGCUGUGACUCACAUGGAUUCUUCAUUGACCCAGCCUGAUCACAUGAUCAUAUUACAUGUAUAGACACGACAUCAGAUCACAUGAUCAGAAUAUUAGCAUGACAUCAUAAUUUGAUCACAUGAUCAGACUAUACUCGUUACACCAUAACUGGGUUUAUAGUUUAUACGCAUGACGUCAUAAUCAGAUCACAUGAUCAUGUGGAUAUGUGGAUAUUCAGAACAUCUCAAGAGCAUGUGUACUGUCAAAGAUAUUUUGCAAAGAGAGCGCAUGCUUACAGCUGUGCACACAUACGUUGACUGCCGGCGUGUUGUUCACUUUCUGAUGGGGCUGCAUCGGUUCUGAACGUCAUUCAUUGCCGCCACCUCUGUCU
This is a messenger RNA of Sycon ciliatum, 1427 nucleotides long. RefSeq lists its product as uncharacterized. The coding region runs from base 197 to 781 and encodes 194 amino acids. NCBI's taxonomy places the organism in Eukaryota, Metazoa, Porifera, Calcarea, Leucosolenida, Sycettidae. The transcript is spliced from 5 exons. The record is from RefSeq and is a predicted model, not a curated record.